This is a messenger RNA of Teleopsis dalmanni, 831 nucleotides long. Its product is annotated as dynein light chain 1, axonemal-like. Bases 95 to 664 code for a protein of 189 amino acids. The transcript is spliced from 2 exons. Gene Ontology annotation, cellular component: cytoplasm. Gene Ontology annotation, molecular function: protein kinase binding. NCBI's taxonomy places the organism in Eukaryota, Metazoa, Arthropoda, Insecta, Diptera, Diopsidae. The record is from RefSeq and is a predicted model, not a curated record.
UAUAUAAAAAUUAUAUGUAAUAAAAACUAUUGUGCAAUAAAAUAUCUUUGUUUUGGUCUUAAAACACUUAUCUAAAUUGCAAGUCAUAUAAAAAAUGAUUAAACCAUCAACAAUAAAGGACGCUAUCGUCAUUUGGCAGGUUAAAUACGACCGACCUGCAUCGCAAUCCCAUGAAGUCAAUUUGCGUUUUCAGUGGCCACCCAUAGAGGACAUGAAUUCUGGUUUAACAGAGCUGAAAGAGGUUCGUAGACUUAGCCUUGCUAACAAUAUGAUUGAGCACAUUACGAGUCUUUGCGCUCUAAGGAAAUUAAAAGUACUGAUACUAUCUCACAAUAAAAUCAGAAAAUUAAAUGGUAUUGAAGUUUUGGCAAAUACUUUGACGCAAUUAUGGAUAAAUCAAAAUUAUAUCGAAGACCUGAAACCAAUUGAAUGCAUGAAAAAGUUAAAAUUAUUAUACAUCGCUUAUAAUAAUAUAAAAGAUUGGGAGGAAUUUGAUCGCUUGGCUCUUCUACCACUCGAAGCACUUUCUUUUGUGGGUAAUCCAUUGCAGGAGCUCCUAUCAGAAGAUGCAUUCACAGCAGAGGUAAAAAAACGCUUGCCGACCUUAAAGUACUUAGAAGGUGAUUCUCUUAAAUGGCCUUCGGUAUGUAUAGAAAGGCACUGAAACAUAAUUAUUCGCUUAGUAAUGCAACUUCUGGAACUAUCAUGAGAAUCUAGUUCUAGUAUGUACAUGAGGUAUGAUGAGGUGCGGACUUGGUGUUGUCAGAGUACGGAUAUGUUCGAUAGAAAUAAACAUGUACUAAAAAAUCAUAAAAGUGUUAAUAAAGAAAA